Messenger RNA from Poecilia latipinna (sailfin molly), 2184 nucleotides. It is a transcript of the gene ap1m1, whose product is annotated as adaptor related protein complex 1 subunit mu 1. Bases 175 to 1446 code for a protein of 423 amino acids. NCBI's taxonomy places the organism in Eukaryota, Metazoa, Chordata, Actinopteri, Cyprinodontiformes, Poeciliidae. The transcript has 12 exons. The record is from RefSeq and is a predicted model, not a curated record. Gene Ontology annotation, biological process: intracellular protein transport; vesicle-mediated transport. Gene Ontology annotation, cellular component: clathrin adaptor complex.
UCGCUCGCAAGCUGUACUGCGGAUGUCCAAAAAACGGGAAGGAUCGUCUUCUUCUCAGUAUUAUGAAUGAAAAGACAGAUUUUUAAAUGUUUUUAUGUAAACGAGUAAUAUCACUUAUCGAUCAGUGAGGGUCAUAUAACGAGCUGAUCUGAGCUCGUGUAAAACAGGUUCAGGAUGUCGGCCAGUGCGGUAUACGUGUUGGACUUAAAAGGGAAGGUCCUGGUGUGCCGUAAUUACCGAGGAGAUGUGGACAUGUCUGAGAUCGAGCACUUCAUGACCCUCCUGAUGGACAAAGAGGAGGAGGGGACGCUCUCUCCCAUCCUGGCUCAUGGAGGCGUCCGUUUCAUGUGGAUCAAACACAAUAACCUUUACUUGGUUGCCACAUCCAAGAAAAACGCCAGUGUGUCUCUGGUUUUCUCCUUCUUGUACAAAAUUAUCCAGGUGUUUUCAGAGUAUUUCAAAGAGUUGGAGGAAGAGAGCAUUAGAGACAACUUUGUCAUCAUAUAUGAGCUGAUGGAUGAGCUGAUGGACUUUGGUUAUCCCCAGACCACUGACAGCAAGAUUCUGCAAGAAUACAUAACCCAAGAGGGUCACAAGCUAGACACCGGCGCACCGCGACCCCCAGCCACUGUUACUAACGCUGUCUCCUGGAGGUCAGAGGGCAUCAAGUACAGGAAGAACGAAGUCUUCCUGGACGUCAUUGAGUCAGUGAACCUCCUGGUUAGUGCCAAUGGGAAUGUUUUGCGCAGUGAGAUUGUUGGUUCCAUUAAGAUGCGCGUUUUCCUGUCUGGGAUGCCUGAGCUGCGGCUGGGUCUGAACGACAAGGUUCUGUUUGAAAACACCGGACGAGGGAAGAGCAAAUCGGUAGAGCUGGAGGACGUCAAGUUUCACCAGUGUGUCCGUCUUUCUCGCUUUGAGAAUGACCGCACCAUCUCCUUCAUUCCUCCAGAUGGAGAGUUUGAGCUCAUGUCUUACCGCUUGAACACUCAUGUGAAGCCCCUGAUCUGGAUCGAGUCUGUCAUCGAGAAGCACUCUCACAGCCGGAUCGAGUACAUGAUAAAGGCGAAGAGCCAGUUCAAGAGGCGCUCCACUGCCAACAACGUGGAGAUUCACAUUCCUGUGCCAACGGACGCUGACUCACCCAAGUUCAAGACCACAGUGGGCAGCGUGAAGUGGGUGCCCGAGAACAGCGAGAUCGUCUGGUCAAUCAAGUCUUUCCCUGGAGGAAAGGAGUACUUGAUGCGGGCGCACUUCGGGUUGCCGAGCGUUGAGGCUGAGGACAAAGAGGGGAAACCACCAAUCAGUGUCAAGUUUGAAAUCCCGUACUUCACCACCUCAGGGAUCCAGGUGCGUUACCUGAAGAUCAUAGAGAAGAGCGGCUACCAGGCGCUGCCGUGGGUGCGCUACAUCACCCAGAACGGAGAUUACCAGCUCCGGACCCAGUAGGCACGUGGGCAGGUGGAAGUCAAGACAGGGUGGAGUCGAGGCGCUAAUGCGCUGAGGAAGGCAGGUGGCAGUCAGGAGAUAAGAGGACUGUCAGUAUUUACUUUAGUUGUAUAGCUCUCAAUUCGUUAAACCUCUAUCCAUUCACGAUCAAUGCAAUUAUUAGAAGGAGGCUUGGGUUAGGCGAGCUUCAGAAACGUGAUUAUGUUACUGUUGAUUGGAUCUGGAAAUGAUGGAGAUCGAGGAAAGCAGGAAGAAUGUUUACAUCCACUUACACGCCGCAGAGCUACAAUCUGUCGCAGCGGGUCAGACAGUUGUUACAAUUCCCAUGUAAAGUUACUGUAAUCAUCCGUACAACGGCCACUCAGUUACAGUAUGUGUUCUUUGUAUGAAGCUGCUUUGUUUUGCCACAAUUCCUUGUCAUUUUGUUCAUUUUUUGUAUAUAUUUGUUACAUGUUAAUGAACUCAGUGUUAUUAGUUACAGAACUGUAAAUUUAAAGCAAAACAUUUUGUAUUAUGAGCUGCAUGGGAUGCCAUAGAUACAUGCCAAAACAUCGCCUUCACGUGUUUUAUUUUUGUUCGUCCGCUUUGACUCCACAAAUUUAUUAUUAUUGCAAAAGAUACUAAAAACAUUGAUUAUAGGCUCCACAGGAAGCACCCUGACACCUGCUUUCCUUUUCUCUGUCUGUAACCACGCUGUUUUCUGUCAUUAAAUGUAUAUUUAGAGAAAACUGUUCCAUC